Pararge aegeria (speckled wood butterfly) is the source of this 1161-nucleotide messenger RNA. RefSeq names its product exosome complex component MTR3 (gene Mtr3). The record is from RefSeq and is a predicted model, not a curated record. Gene Ontology annotation, biological process: poly(A)-dependent snoRNA 3'-end processing; nuclear mRNA surveillance; rRNA catabolic process. NCBI's taxonomy places the organism in Eukaryota, Metazoa, Arthropoda, Insecta, Lepidoptera, Nymphalidae. The transcript is spliced from 4 exons. Bases 112 to 1041 code for a protein of 309 amino acids. Gene Ontology annotation, cellular component: nucleolus; cytoplasmic exosome (RNase complex); nuclear exosome (RNase complex).
ACAGCUUGUCACUUCAGAACUUGCGCAAUUAGCAAUUUGCUUUCCGACACUCCUUAAAAUUGUUGUUGAUGUUUUUAUAAAACGUGCCUUUUGAUAUAAACUAAAAUUAGAAUGCCUUUAGAUUAUAGAAGAUUUAAUGGCCCCGAUGAUAGUAUUUCUUAUCAACGUUUUAAUGCAGACUGUUUAAAAAGUUACGACGAGGUAUAUAGUGGAUUAUUUGAUGAAAAAGGGCAUCGUAAAGAUGGACGCGAAAUGAAAGAGGCGCGAGCCAUGUAUGCUCGGGGGAACUUCGUGUCUCAAGCAAAAGGCUCAUCAUACAUUGAGAUGAAUAAAACUAAAGUUGUCUGCUCUGUUUUCGCCCCAAGGGAGAUCAGUCAUCAAAAUGAGUUCAGUACAGUUGGUCAACUAUUCUGUGAAGUGAAGUUUGCACCAUUUUCCUGCCAUCUUCAAAGACAGCCUCAUGUUCCAGAUGCAGAGGAAAAGGCACUGUCAGUAGCGUUGAGAAAAGCUCUUGAACCUACAGUGUGCUGCCAUUUAUUUGCUAACUUCCAAAUAGACAUAUUUGUAUACAUCCUAGAGAAUGAUGGUGCAUGUUUAGCAGCAGCAAUCACUGCAGCUGGUUUAGCACUAGCCAAUGGUGCUGUUCCUAUGUAUGACAUUAUAACUGCUAGUUCAAUUGCUAUUAUUGGAGACAAGAUGUUCAUUGACCCAACUGAACGUGAAGAACAUUUAGCCUUGUCUAGUCCAGAAACCAAACAAAACCAUGGAGUUAUCACAAUGUCAAGGAUGCAUGGGUUAAAACAAAUCGCUGACUUUCGCCAAAUAGGCUCAUUAGAUGUUGAUUGCAUUCUCAAAGCAACAGAUAUUUUAGAAGAAGAAUGUAAUAAAAUUGUUCCUAAAAUACAAAUGAUACUAGUGCGUUAUAUAAAUAAUGGUAUCAUACAACAAAAGAAGUUAGCUGAAGCAGCAAAGGAACGGGAGGCUGCUUUAAAGAUCAAAAUGAAAGAAUGGAGUUCUUCAAUAAUAAAAAUAUCUGAUUGAUGUUGUUUUGUUUAAAUUUUAGUCCCAUCUGCUUAGCUCAAGUCAAGCCAUAUAUUAUCUUAUCAUUCUCAUAAUAGAAACUCUACAAAUAUUAAAAAAAGUGUCCCAAGCUAACCUAUA